Molecule: messenger RNA, 864 nt
Organism: Musca vetustissima
Lineage: Eukaryota; Metazoa; Arthropoda; Insecta; Diptera; Muscidae
Product: trimeric intracellular cation channel type 1B.1-like
Exons: 3
Coding region: 11-841 (276 amino acids)
Biological process (GO): potassium ion transmembrane transport
Cellular component (GO): membrane
Molecular function (GO): potassium channel activity; identical protein binding
Source: RefSeq, a predicted model, not a curated record
ACCAAACAACAUGGAUCCCGAAGCCUUUUUGGAUAUGGCCAAUCAGGUCAUUAAAUUGAAAAUGUUUCCUUACUUCGAUAUUGCGCACAGUCUGUUAGCCGCACUGGCAGUACGCGAAGAUUUGGGUGCAAAUGCUCAGGCAUUUUCGCGUAAACAUCCUCUGGCCUGUUGGCUGUCGACAAUGUUGGUGAUAUUCUCUGGUGCUAUGGUGGCCAAUGCAUUAUUGGGCGAACCCAUAUUAUCGCCACUGAAAAAUACACCACAGCUAUUGGUCGGAACAGCUGUUUGGUACAUGGUCUUCUAUACUCCCUUCGAUAUUGGUUAUAAAAUUGGCAAAUUCCUACCGAUUAAGGUUGUGGCCAGUGCCAUGAAGGAAAUCUAUCGUGCCAAGAAAGUGUACGACGGUGUUACCCAUGCUGCCAAAUUGUAUCCGAAUGCCUGGAUCAUCAUGAUUAUCAUUGGUACAUUGAAGGGUAAUGGUGCCGGAUUUACCAAAUUGUUGGAACGUCUGAUUCGCGGUGCUUGGACUCCCACGGCCAUGGAAUUUAUGCAACCAUCAUUCUACACCAAAGCUUCCCUCUUGGCUUCCAUUAUCUUUGUGUUGGACAAGAAAACCGAUUGGAUUUCCGCACCACAUGCUCUCGUCUAUUUCGGCAUUGUAAUUUUCUUGGUCUACUUUAAGUUGUCGUCGAUUUUGUUGGGCAUUCACGAUCCCUUCUUGCCGUUCGAAAACUUGUGCUGUGCCAUUUUCUUUGGUGGCAUUUGGGAUAGUUUGGCCAAGAUUUUGGGACGUGGCCAGGCUAAGGAGGUCGAGGGCAAAGAUGCCAAAAAGAGCAAUUAAAAGACUUAUUAUGACGAUAAUAA